Messenger RNA from Prorocentrum cordatum, 514 nucleotides. The record is from the annotation of a GenBank genome assembly. NCBI's taxonomy places the organism in Eukaryota, Dinophyceae, Prorocentrales, Prorocentraceae.
AGCACGGGCGCGCCAUCAUGGUGAACCGGGUCCAGCUGCAGCGCAUGCUGGAGGACGACGAGGUGCUCUGCGACAUCUGCGGCACCGACCGGGCCAUAGACGUCGUGCGGCGCUUCCGCGUGGACUACACCGGCGUCGACCCGUUCGAGGCGGUGGCCAACUUGCAGGCGAGCGUCGCGAAGAAGCUCCAGGAGCUCGAGGAGCAGGGGAUGCACCUUAGCUUCGACGAGAUGCAGACGCUCAGAACCGUCUCCCAGGAGCUCCACAGCGCGCUCACCGAGGCGCAAAAGGAGUGGAGGGCGGAGCUGCUCAACGUGCUGCAGAUGUCCUCGCUCCUCUCCGUGGCGCUCAUCGAGCUCACCAGAAAGAUGGAACGGGUCCAGCUCAACCACAACGCCCUCUCGGCAAAAGUCGGAGGGAGCUGAUCCCCGGGCCGCGGCGGAACGGGGCGGCCGCGGCCGGCUGUGUGCCGCGCGCCCUGCCUGCCGCCGUCCUCUCUCUUUCUCUCUUCCCC